Dibothriocephalus latus is the source of this 432-nucleotide messenger RNA. The record is from the annotation of a GenBank genome assembly. Lineage: Eukaryota; Metazoa; Platyhelminthes; Cestoda; Diphyllobothriidea; Diphyllobothriidae.
AUGAAAGGCCUACUGGCCAGUUCGAAUCCUGUGGAUCGUGUACUUUGGCUGACCUUACCGGAGACCGUGGAGGUACUGCGUAACUUCUACCUCAAGGUAGCGGACAUUAUUCAGUACGUUCUGACCUUUAUGAUGUUGCUUCUGCCAUGUUUCUUCGCCGGUGGUCUUAUAUGUAUCACAGUCCCUUCCUCAGCCAUAAAUGCUGAUGCCAUGACUCCGGAAAUCCACUCAAAUGUAGUCAGUGCGGCCCUAAUGGAUAUCUGCGAUCUCGUUCUCAUGGUAGAAAACAAGUCUGAGUUCGAUAAGAAGGACCGUCAAUUGGCGUACAAUCAAGCCAUGGCAGCUUCCGAACUCUUGAGUUGGUUCGGAUUCUCUCCGUUACCGUUUGAAGAAGAACUCAAGGUGAGACUUGCCGACGCAACCAGUACCUAA